AUGCAACGGCUGACAUUUCGUCUCCUUUUCCUUAGGAAGCUGGUCAUUAUUGGUGAUGGAGCUUGCGGCAAGACGUCGCUGCUGAGCGUCUUCACAUUAGGCUAUUUCCCAACACACUACAUACCCACAGUGUUCGAGAAUUACGUUACAGACUGCAGAGUAGACGGCAAGUCGGUGCAAUUGGCAUUAUGGGAUACUGCAGGACAGGAAGACUAUGAGCGAUUGCGGCCACUGGCAUAUGCCAAAGCGCAUAUUAUUUUAAUAGGAUUCUCCAUCGACUCGCCAGACUCGCUGGAUAACGUCAAACACAAGUGGAUAGAAGAGGCUACGGAAAGGUGUCCAGGAGUGCCCAUCAUCCUCGUAGGACUGAAGAAGGAUUUGCGGGAUGACCCAGUCGCUAUUGAGGAGAUGCGUAAGAAGGCCCUCAAGUUCGUCACGCAAAAGCAGGGUGAGGCCAUUGCCCAAGAGGUUGGCGCCAAGAAAUACCUGGAGUGCUCGAGUCUUAGUGGUGAGGGCGUCGAUGAUGUUUUCGAGGCUGCCACCAGAGCCGCGCUGCUCACCUUUGAAAAGGGCGAGGGCGGCGGUUGCUGCGUUAUCCUAUAG
Pestalotiopsis fici W106-1 is the source of this 603-nucleotide messenger RNA. Its product is annotated as GTP-binding protein rho2. Gene Ontology annotation, biological process: small GTPase-mediated signal transduction. NCBI's taxonomy places the organism in Eukaryota, Fungi, Ascomycota, Sordariomycetes, Amphisphaeriales, Sporocadaceae. Gene Ontology annotation, molecular function: GTP binding; GTPase activity. The record is from RefSeq and is a predicted model, not a curated record. The coding region runs from base 1 to 603 and encodes 200 amino acids. The transcript is spliced from 4 exons.